AUGGUGGCCGCGACCCACACACCGGCUGCGCGGACCAAUAUCCUGCAGCAGCUGGAGCAGGCCGAAAACAUGACGGAUGAGGAGAGGGUCAACAAGUACUUCUACAACCUCUACGUCUCGAACAUCACCACCGACGAGAUGAUAGAAGUGAUGCACCGCUUAGACAGCAGCCCCGACGGGUCCCGGAACAGGGAUACGUAUCGCACCAUGCUCACGAUACUCUUCAACGAGUGCAGGUUCUUCCCCAAGUACCCCGUCCAGGAGCUCGCCAUCACCGCGGAGCUCUUCGGCAAGAUGAUUAAGGAGGGGCUGCUGACCUGUAAUGGCAACCUGCUCUUGCUCGCGCUGCGCUGCAUCAUCGAGUCGCUCAGGCGCGGCAAGUCCUCCAAGAUGUUCCAGUUCGGCACCGUUGCGCUGUCGCAGUUUGAAACGUCGAUCGCGAACUUCCCCUGGUUCGCCAGUCAGCUGCUGGACGUCCCUGACGUGCGCGAGACUUUCCCGCAGCUGUACAAGACCUGCGAGAAGCUUCAAACCAUAAUGACGGAGGCCAUGCUGACCACGACCUACGUGGACCAGUACCGGGGGAUCAUAUUGCGCCCCGAGGACUGCUUUCCGGGUCCGAUUUUGGACGCUCCGGACUCCGAGGCCCCCAAUAUCGAAAUGCUGCUGGCCACGGCGGAUAGGGAUAGGCUGGACGUCGGAGAGAUGGAGUCCCUCAUGAACGGUGUCGCGGAGGAGUUCACGAUCACGGUUCCGCCAGGGCCGGUGGUGAACCUAAUCUACGCCGCCUUCAACAACAUGGCGGCCGACAGCGCGGCGCAGAAGGCACGGGAGGUCAACGAGGUGUUAUCGCCCGAGAACGUGUCCUGGUUGCUAGUAUACAUCAUCAAAACGAGAGCCUCGAAGGAACAGAACCUACACGAGGUCUUUGUUAUUUUCAUCGAAAACGUCAAGAUACCCAAGAUAUUCGACAUGGCCAUUCAGAUCACGUACGCGUGCAUCUCAGCCUGCCUGAAGAACAUCGUCGAGUUCAAGGGGCUAGCGUCGUACCGCACGCUUCUGAGGAACCUGGGCAGCUGGAUCGGCAGGAUUACGGUGGGCCGAAACAUGCCCAUCAUGAGUCGCCACCUGGACCUCAAGCAGGUCAUCUACCACGCGUACGAAAACGGCGCCAUGAUAGCGGCACUGCCGUUCGUCUGCAAGAUUAUAGAAAACAUAAAGCAUUCAAAGAUUUUCAAGCCGCCGAACCCGUGGACGACGGCCAUGCUAAACUUCCUUGUGGAGGUACACAGGCUGAAGGCGCUCAAGACCUCCCUGGUAUUCGAGGUGGAGGUGCUCUUCAAACACCUCGACCUCAACAUGAACAGCUUCGCAAACAAAACCAGGCUGCUCGAGUCCAAGGUGCGGCCCGAAGACUCGCCCGACUUCGACAUCUCCGUCAUCGGCCACAGGGUGGAUAAGGGGGCGCAUCAACAUGCGCGGGAACCGGCGCCGCGCAAGGUAAAAGCGCCGCCGCUGACAUCUGGUACGCAGACAUCGACGUUAACCAAGGCUGCGCAACAUGCCAUGCAGAAUGCUCUGCUGACCACCAUGCCGCCCAGACAGCCGGUGAGGUCUGGUGGGGUCUAUGGAAGUGCACCAUUGCUCUACACAAGAGGCUUGCCAAAUUACUUCUAUGAUUUGGAAAUAAUGCGCUACAUGCCGUUAGCGCUUCAAGGCGCUUUUGUAAACGAUGAGUCCGUCAGGGACAAGCUUAACAUUCUGCUCGGCAGGGUUAUGCGCGAUAAAGGUAAUCCCAAGGGUGAGCAGGGGUCACUAGAUUCAAUAUCCGAAGAGCUGCUUUUAGCUUUGAGUAGUUCCUUCUUGGGUAUUCCUCCCGAAAGCUUCAAGCCCGGCAUGUCCUUGCCCGCCAAUAUGCCUUCUGAGCAGCAGUCGCAGCUCUCUACGCCUCCCCCUCCGCCCGUCGUGGAGAACCUCGCCAACAUGCCGCUGAGCAGCUACGGCGAGCGCCUUCUCCAGAAGCUGCACGGCGCGGUGAUUAUAUCGCCUGCGAUCGCAAUAUUCGAAAUCCAGCCGCAGCUACGCGGGUGCGUGCCUGUGGCAAUUGAGAGGGCCAUACGCAGGGUGCUGCCCAUAGUCUCGGAACACUCGAUCUCGAUUGCGAGGGCGACCACGCGUGUUCUCAUCACGAAUGAUUACGCCGGAGAGGACGACGAGGUCACCUUGAGAGGCGCCAUCCACACCAUGAUGGAGACUUUUGCCACCUCUCUAGUAAGGGCCACCUGCAAGGAGCCGCUGAGGAUCGCCUUCCAUGAAAGCUUGAGGGCUGCCUUGCAGACCUACCGCACGCAGGAUUGCAAUGACCAGGUGCUGAUAGAACAGCUGGUGCAGAUUAUUAGUCAGGAUAACCUGCUGCCGGCGGUGGGCGUUGCCGAAAAGAUCGUGGGGGAACGUGCGAUCCGCGAAGCCGACGCCUUGGUUCCUGAUAUAGCGAAGACGUGUAAAACGGUGCCGAAGAUCACCAUCACGCUGCCGCCUCUGCUGCAGCAGUGGAACAAGCUGAACGUCUUUGUGGACAAGAGGAACCUCACGCUCUACAGGAGCUUGUUCCAGCGUCCGAACCGUCCGGUGGCGCCUCCGCAGCACAGCCAAUCGCAACCGGCUCCUCAACCCAAAAGCCAACACAACAAGCAGCAACAGGGUCAACAGCAGAAACACCAGCAGCAACAACAGUCUGGACAAGGUCAACAACAGUCGCACGGGCAAGCCGGAAGUCAGAAACACCAGCAGCAACAACAGCAACAGUCUGGUCAGCAAGGCCAACAACAGUCGCAUGGGCAAUCCGGAAAUCCGAAACACCAGCAGCAACAACAGUCUGGACAAGGCCAACAGCAGUCGCAUGGGCAAUCCGGAAAUCCGAAACACCAGCAACAGUCUGGUCAGCAAGGCCAACAGCAGGCCCAUCGGAACCAGCAACAACAGCAGUCUGGUCCGCAAGCUCAACAACAGGUCCAUCGGGGUCAACAACAACAACAACAGCUGUCGGGACAAGCUCAACAGCCGAAGAGCCAGUCAUUGUUGGGACCAAAUCAACAGCAAAAAACCCAGCAACUGUUAGGACAAGCCCAACCGCAGAAAAGCCAGCCAUUGUUGACACAGGGCCAGCAGCAGAAAGCCCAGUCAUUGUUGACACAGAUCCAACAACAAAAAAGCCAGCAACUGUUAGGACAAGCCCAACAACAAAAAAGCCAGCAACUGUUAGGGCAAGCUCAACAGCAGAAAAGCCAGUCAUUGUUGGGACAAGUUCAACAACAGGCCCAUCGGAACCAGCAGCAACAACAACAGCAACUGUUAGGACAAGCUCAACAGCCGAAGAGCCAGUCAUUGUUGGGACCAAACCAACCGCAGAAAAACCAGCCAUUGUUGGGACAAAAUCAGCAGCAGAAAAGCCAGCCGUUGUUGACACAGGGUCAACCGCAGAAAAACCAGCAACUGUUAGGACAAGUCCAACAACCGGCACACGGUCAAUCGGGUCAACCUCAGAAAAACCAGCCAUUGUUGGCACAAAACCAACAGCAGAAAAGCCAGCCAUUGUUGGCACAAAACCAACCUCAGAAAAGCCAGCCAUUGUUGGCACAAAACCAACAGCAGAAAAGCCAGCAACUGUUAGGACAGGCUCAACAACCGGCACACGGUCAAUCGGGUCAACCGCAGAAAAGCCAGUCAUUGUUGGGACAAGGUCAACAACAGUUGCAUCGUGUACCGCAGCAACAACAGCAAAAGCAUCAACAACAACAACCGCAGCCGCAACCGCCACAACAUCAGAAUCAACAAAUGCCUCCGCAACAACAUAUUCCUCCCGUGAAUCACCACCAACGACCGCCAAUGCAGCAGCCGCAACCGCAGCCCCCCCAAAGACCAGCGCAGCAACAGGCGCCACAGAACCCUCCGCAAGCUUUAGCGCCAGCAUCGAUGCCUCCGUCAGCCAGGGGCCCACCAGCCGUUCCCAUGCCAAUGCCCAUGGCGCCGUCCAACGGGAUACUGUCCAGGUUCGAAGAGGCCUUUGGCGAGGUUAGGGAGCCGCUACGGGACAUCGCGUUGUUCCCGCCGAUUCUGUACUCGCAGUCUCCCGCAGAGCGGGGUAAAAAACCCAUAAUGUUCAGCACCCAUGCGCUGCUGGUGCUCUACAGCCUCCCCGUCGACCACGAAAUCUUUACGUGCAUCGCCAAUUGUCUCAACGUCAUGCAGAACUCUAAGGAUAUGGAGAUGGCGUCGCUGGCCAUCGCUCACAGGCUCAUCAUGUUCCUCUGCGAGGGAAUUGGCUCUCACGCGGGUCUCAACGUGGAGGUUCUGCUCUGCGUUUUGGAAGGUCUCGCCAGGCUCAACGUCGCGGUCAAGCAGGCAAUUUGCUCCAUCAUCUAUGCCAAUCCAGUUGACGAGAGUAACACGGUUUUCACCGUGGCCACGAUUACGGGGUUGCUGCGAUACAACUUGCUGGACUGGCAGCAACUGACACACUUCCUUAUUUUAUCCAUGGACAAGGGAAAGAACGUUUACGCGGUAGAGAUGACGAUCGUGAUCACGGCGAUAGCCGUCGUAGACCAGCGGAGCAUCCAUCCGGAGCGUGCCACGCAAAUCAUACGGGAAAUUGCCAACACCAAAUGCGGCCAGGAUAUGUGUGAAAACUACCCCGGCAUAAUGCUGAAGGACGCUCGUAGCAAGCUGUUGAAGGAUUAUAUGGAUCUGCACCGCGAUGCGAGAAUCGUGGUCUCGUCGCUGACACCCAUCAUCAAGGAUAAUCUGUCUGCGUGCGUACCUUACGCCUCGUUCAACAUUAUGUGCCCGGAAAGUGACACUGACCCCGUGCCUGAAGUAUUCCUUCGCGAGACCAUGAUCGUUAAUCUCGGAUUCGGAGGCGUGAGACGCGUAUCACCGCCCCCUGCCGUGUCUGACUCCCACCGCGCCAUCAUUACCAUAAUAUUCGCCAAGUGGAUUGAGUGCAGCUUGUCCUAUGAGGGCGACAACCUGCUCCUGGCUUGGCGCCAGUUCUUCCAAAGAUUUAACCUGCAGAACCUGUUCAAGAUGGACGGCGGAACGGAUAACUUCUUCGCCAUCUGUGUCGGCAGUGCCGUGGCGAACUCCCCCUCUCACGGAACCCCUUACACAAGUGCGCAACUUGCAGACUCUGCAUUCCCGUACCAUCCGGUAGACAACAUGGUCGCACUGGCCAAAAUGGUCGAUGUCAUGCAGAGACUUGUCGGAGGCAGCGAUGUGCCGCCCUCAAGCGCGCUGCAGAAGCUGUUGUCGGCAACAGCGAGCCUGAUUGUCUACGGUGAGCGUUACAUGGGUUACUACAAACUCUGGGUGGUCAUGAUGAACUACUUCGACAAGAUCGAGACACUCAACGGACAGAUUGUUUGCAGGAUCACGUUCUUGAACGCCCUCAAGAUUAUCUCGCCGCUGCGAGCGCCGGAGUUCGCAUACUACUGGAUCAGGCUCGUCGGGCACAAGAGCUUGUUGCCUGGAGCCAUGGCAGUGCCAAGGUGUUGGCAACUCGUGGCCAAGCUGCUCCUUCAGGCGACGUGCUUCAUGCAGAGCACCAACGCGAUGGAACAUACGCCUCAUCUGGAGCAGGUGUACUACGAGCUGGUCCAGCGGCUGUGCAUAGACUACCCGCACUUUAUUGUCGAGUACUACUUCUGCAUCGGAGGCUCGCCGCGGAUCGAGCGGCUGGUCGGCUGUUGCAGCAUUGAGCCCCAAUCCACGCCUUUCGGCACAUUGAAAACGCCAGUAGACCACCUUCCUGCCAUGCUAUACAUGCCGAGGGUUGCUCCGUUUAUUGUCACAAUACUCUUCCGGCACGAGAUCAAGCCCCAACUCGACAUACUGCUACGUGUCAUGUCGCACAAGAACCGGUUACCGCCUGUAUCUUCCAUCAAUAUCUACGGGGCGGACUUCGAAGAACUGUUGGAGGUUCUCGAGGACGUAGUCAUAAACGACCCCGCACAGGCGCCCACGCUCUUCACCGCCCUUACCUUCUACAUCGGCGUUGAGUUCCCGCACGCCAUGGCGGGCCAAGUACAGACAGACGACACACGGAUUUAUCUGUACAUGGACCUCAUGCGCAGCUUAUCAAUGGCGGGCAAGUACGUGUUCGUCAAUGCGCUAUGCCGGCACAUGCGGUUCCCGAACGCCCAUACACACUUCUUCAGCUGCCUGGUGCUCUGGAUGUUCGACGAGCUUCGCGAGCCAGGCGACGAAGAAUCGCGGGACGUCAUGCUCAGGGUGCUCCUGGAGCACGUGCUGGCGCCACCCGAGUGCCCGUGGGGAGUGAAGUUGGCCGUGCUCGAGCUAUUCAGCAACCCAAGGUUCGAGCUUAGCGGAAGCGCUUUCCAGUUAUUACCAGACCCUCUGCAGUCGAUUAUUGAUUCCGUCGCACGUGUCUGUUCACAGGAUUAA
Messenger RNA from Babesia bigemina, 6459 nucleotides. RefSeq names its product transcriptional regulatory protein, putative. Bases 1 to 6459 code for a protein of 2152 amino acids. Gene Ontology annotation, molecular function: molecular adaptor activity. Gene Ontology annotation, cellular component: P-body; CCR4-NOT core complex. Lineage: Eukaryota; Apicomplexa; Aconoidasida; Piroplasmida; Babesiidae. Gene Ontology annotation, biological process: nuclear-transcribed mRNA catabolic process, deadenylation-dependent decay. The record is from RefSeq and is a predicted model, not a curated record. The transcript has a single exon.